AUGCAGCCAUUCCAACUUACCGCCACCGGCUACAAUAUCAACUAUCUGCCACAGUACAUUGCUCAUCGGCACGGAUUCUUCCGUGAGCAGGGACUGGACGUGAACACAACGAUUCCCACCCCCUGGGAUGGCGUCCUCGAUGCUCUGGCCGAUGGUUCUGCCGACAUGGCCCUCGGUGGACUGUGGGUGCCGUCCAUGUAUCGGGGUAGAGUCCAAAACUAUACCGUGUUUGGCCAGAUUGCGAACCGCUGCCCUCUUGCCCUUCUGAGACGAACGAACUGCGACGAGACAUUCAGUCUCUCUGACGUGGUCGGCAAGACGGUGUUGAUGAAAUCCAUCGGCGGUGCCAGUGUCGGUCUCUUCUUCAAGAUGCUGCUCCGUGAGAACGGCAUUGAUCCGAGAGAUCUUGACUUCAUACAGGAUCUCGACGGCGUGAUGCUUGGAAAUUUGUUCCAGGGCGGCAUGGGGGAUUUUUUUGUCACUGACAAUCUGUCUGCGAAGGCAAUGGUGGCAAAAAACCCCGACGUCUCGAUCGCAAUGGAGAUGGUCACGCAGGGCGAAGUGCCAUGGAGCGUCUACUACCGGGAAACGUCCACCGUUACGCCAGAGGUACUUGAUGCGCAGAGGCGCUUCUGCAUCGGGCUGGACAAGGGGAUCCAGUGGGUGCUUCAGCGCGAUGCAGACGAGUUCAGGGACGAACUUAUGGAGCUGUUCCCAAAGGUUGCCAUCGAUGUUGUCAUUGACGUGGUGAAUUCUUUCCGGCGAAAUAGCAUGUGGACUUCGGCCACCAUACCUCGAAAGGCCUUUAACCGAUGGCAGCGAGGUCUUACUGAUGCACGUUUCGUACAGAAACCACUAGAGUAUGAGGAUCUUGUGGACGAGGGACCGUCGAAAGACGCACAAACCAUGGUGUCAAUGGUGUCACUUCCCUAG
This is a messenger RNA of Exophiala spinifera, 933 nucleotides long. RefSeq lists its product as uncharacterized. Gene Ontology annotation, biological process: thiamine biosynthetic process. The transcript has a single exon. Lineage: Eukaryota; Fungi; Ascomycota; Eurotiomycetes; Chaetothyriales; Herpotrichiellaceae. The coding region runs from base 1 to 933 and encodes 310 amino acids. The record is from RefSeq and is a predicted model, not a curated record.